Neomonachus schauinslandi (Hawaiian monk seal) is the source of this 552-nucleotide messenger RNA. It is a transcript of the gene SPA17, whose product is annotated as sperm autoantigenic protein 17. Gene Ontology annotation, molecular function: calmodulin binding. Gene Ontology annotation, biological process: binding of sperm to zona pellucida. The coding region runs from base 56 to 505 and encodes 149 amino acids. The transcript is spliced from 5 exons. Gene Ontology annotation, cellular component: sperm principal piece; cytoplasm; membrane. NCBI's taxonomy places the organism in Eukaryota, Metazoa, Chordata, Mammalia, Carnivora, Phocidae. The record is from RefSeq and is a predicted model, not a curated record.
UCUGCACCAGCUCUGAGAGAACGAAGAGGUGCAACAGGCAGUUCCUUCCAAGGAGAUGUCGAUUCCAUUCUCCAACACCCACUACCGAAUUCCACAAGGAUUUGGGAAUCUUCUUGAAGGGCUGACACGCGAGAUUCUGAGGGAGCAACCGGAAAAUAUACCAGCUUUUGCAGCAGCAUAUUUUGAAAAUCUUCUAGAGAAACGAGAGAAAACCAACUUUGACCCAGCAGAAUGGGGGACUAAGGUAGAUGACCGCUUCUAUAACAACCAUGCAUUCAAGGAUCAUGAAUCACCUGAGAAUUGUGAGUCCGAAAAAGAAAAGUUUCCACCUGUGAAAGAGGAUGAGACACCAGUCACAGCCUUAGAACCUUCUGAAGAAGAAAAAGCAAAAGAGGAGAACGCUGCUCUCAAAAUCCAAGCAGUCUUCCGGGGACACUUAGCCAGAGAGGAGGUGAAGAAAAUGAAAUCGGGUGAAGCUCAAGAGAAAAGAGAAGAAAAUAAAUGAGAAGACUGGUUUUACUCCCCCGCUCCCCAGAAAAAACAUGAAAAAAU